This is a messenger RNA of Pistacia vera, 1895 nucleotides long. RefSeq names its product pentatricopeptide repeat-containing protein At5g06540. The record is from RefSeq and is a predicted model, not a curated record. Gene Ontology annotation, biological process: RNA modification. NCBI's taxonomy places the organism in Eukaryota, Viridiplantae, Streptophyta, Magnoliopsida, Sapindales, Anacardiaceae. Gene Ontology annotation, molecular function: protein binding; zinc ion binding; RNA binding. The transcript has a single exon.
AUGAGUGGCAGUAGUAGCUCAAUCUUGAAAGCAUUAAAACUAAAGAAUCCAAAGCUCCUAUUGCUAGAAUCCUGCUCUUGUUUCUCCCACCUAAAGAUCAUCCAUGGCCAUAUGAUAAGAACCCAUAUCAUCCUUGAUGUGUUUGCCGCCAGUCGCCUAAUUGCCGUAUGCAUAAACCCUAAAUUUCGAUCUAGUUUACUGGAUUAUGCCUUACGUGUCUUCUCCCUAAUUCAAAACCCUAAUCUUUUUAUUUACAACGCAUUGAUUCAGGGUUUUUCUGGUAGUGAAAACUCACACCAGUCCAUAUAUUUUUAUUCCCAGUUGCAAUGCCAAGGCCUGGUUCCAGAUAAUAUAACAUUCCCAUUUUUAGUUAAGGCUUGCACUAAAUUGGGGUCUAAAGAUAUGGGAAUUCAAGUUCAUGGUCAGAUUAUUAAACAUGGAUUUGAAACUGAUGUAUAUGUGCAAAAUUCUCUUGUUCACAUGUAUGCUACGUGUGGAGAUAUAAAGCCUGCAAGUGAAAUCUUCAGCAGAAUGCAUCAUUUAGAUGUGGUUUCUUGGACCUCAAUGAUUGCUGGUUAUAACAAAUGCGGUGACGUUGAAUCAGCACGCGUGUUGUUUGAUAAAAUGCCGCACAAGAACUUGGUUACAUGGAGUACAAUGAUCAGUGGGUACGCGAAAAACAAUCAAUUCAAUAAAGCUGUGGAGUUGUUUCAAAUCCUUCAAGAUAAACGUGUUAGAGCAAAUGAGACAGUUAUGGUUAGUGUGAUAUCUUCAUGUGCUCAUUUGGGUGCUCUUGAGCUAGGAGAAAAGGCUCAUAACUAUCUAAUUAGGCAUAAUUUGAAAGUGAAUUUGAUACUGGGAACAGCUCUAGUUGACAUGUAUGCAAGAUGUGGGAGUAUAGAGAAAGCGAUUCACGUGUUUGAGGAGCUACCGGAAAGGGACACGCUAAGUUGGACAACUCUCAUCGCAGGACUUGCAUUACAUGGCAAUGCGGAGAGAGCUCUGAAAUACUUUGAAGGAAUGUUGGAGACAGGUUUAGCCCCGAGAGACAUUACAUUUACUGCAAUUUUAUCAGCUUGCAGCCAUGGCGGAUUGGUAGAGAAAGGUUUGGAGAUUUUCGACAGCAUAGAAAGAGAUUAUGGUAUUUAGCCUAGAUUGGAACACUAUGGAUGUGUAGUUGAUUUAUUAGGCAGAGCAGGGAGGUUAGCUGAAGCUGAGAAAUUCGUUCUUGAUAUGCCCGUGAAGCCGAAUGCCCCGAUAUGGGGGGCAUUGCUCGGAGCUUGCAGGAUUCACAAGAACGCCGAGAUUGCAGAAAGAGCAGGAAAGAUAUUGAUCAAGUUGCUGCCUGAACAUAGCGGCUACUAUGUGCUGCUCGCUAACAUUUAUGCACGAGCGAACAAGUGGGGAAAUGCAGAACAUAUGAGGCAUAUGAUGAAGGAAAAAGGUGUUAAAAAACCACCAGGUUACACUCUAAUUGAGAUAGAAGGAAGAGUUCAUAAAUUUACCAUUGGAGACGAAGCACACCCAGAAAUUGAAAACAUCGAGAGAAUGUGGGAGGAGAUUGUUCGGAAGAUAAGAUUGGCAGGAUAUACUGGGAAUACGGAGGAGGCAUUGUUUGAUGUAGAUGAAGAGGAAAAAGAAAGUUCACUUUACAGGCACAGUGAGAAGCUUGCCAUCGCAUUUGGGAUUAUGAAGACUAAAGCUCGAACACCAAUUCGUAUAGUGAAAAACUUAAGGGUUUGUGAAGAUUGCCACACUGCUACAAAGCUGAUCUCUAAAGUUUUUGAUCGAGAGUUAACCGUGAGAGACCGGAACCGGUUCCAUCAUUUUAGAGAAGGUGUUUGUUCUUGUAUGGAUUAUUGGUAAUACAUACCAUCCUUGAAUGAAUGAUUUGA